Molecule: messenger RNA, 402 nt
Organism: Cherax quadricarinatus
Lineage: Eukaryota; Metazoa; Arthropoda; Malacostraca; Decapoda; Parastacidae
Source: RefSeq, a predicted model, not a curated record
UAUGCAUUUGGCUCUGCGGGGAAUAUAGCCAUUGGUGUUCCUCCUGGUGUUUCCUUAGAAUAUGAGGUCGAAUUGAGAAACUUUGAAAAGGCUAAGGAGUCUUGGGAGAUGGAUCAGGAAGAGAAAAUUGAACAGGCCAAGGCAUGCAAAGAUCGAGGAACCACUUUCUUCAAAGAAGAGAAAUAUCGACUAGCAGUAAAACAAUACAAAAAAAUAAUUGACCUUUUGCAGUAUGAUAAUGGUUUGGAUGAUGAAAAAAAAGCUGAAAGUCAUAUGCUUUUACUUGCUGGGUAUUUGAAUCUUGCAAUGGCAUAUUUGAAGCUUAAACGACAAUCCUCGUGCACGAGAACAUUCUACUAAGGCCCUUGAGAUGGAUAACAAAAAUGUCAAGCUUACUUUAGA